AUGAAAUAAUUGAUUACUUAUGGAAGUUGUAUAUCAUUAAAUCUAGGUCAGCAUCAAGAAUGUUAUUUGUAAUCUGAUGGAUUUUUAAAGUCUAUAUUAACAAUAGAAAAUUUUACAAUUUUAAUAGGAAAUAAAUUUAAAGAUUUUAAUAAUACUAUAUUUAAAUUAGUUCCGCCAGUAGAAUUUAUUGUUUAAUAAACUUUAUUAGAAUAAAUAAAUACAAAAUCAUUUAGGUCAUUAGGUACAUUAUAUAUUUUUUUUCCAAACAUUAAAUUUUAUUUUUUUCUAGAAUUAAAAUAAAGAAGAUAAUAUAUAAAUGAAAUGCAAUAGAAUUUAUAACUAGAAUUAGGAACAAAUAUAAGUACGUUUAAUAAAUUAAAAGGGACUUCAAUUCUAUAUUAAAGCUCUUCUUUUCAUUUAGUACAUGUAGUUUCGAUGAAAUUUUUAACUUUAACAUUAGAUGAAUAUGAUAACUAUAUGUAUAAAAAAAAAUUAAUAUUUUUUUAUUUAAAUAAUGAAAAAAAAAAAAAAAAAAGAUUUAAAAUGAAUGAUUUUCCAAAUAAAUUUAGUUUAUUUAAAUUUUUACCUUGCGCUAAUUUAGAAAAAUCUAAAACUAAUUUAGUUAUGAAUAAAGAUCAUGUCUAUAUUUAUUGUACUUCCCUAAUACAUAAUCGAAAGGCUUUUUUAUAUACAAAAUAUUAAGGACAGGAUUUAAAUUAUAAUUAGAAAGAAAUGGAAUAUAAAAACUAAUAAAUAAAAGUUCAGGCUAGUAUAGAAAAUUCAACAAUUUUAAUGUAAAUUUUUAUAAAAUAUAAAUUUUUUUAUAAGAACUAUUUGUAAAAUGGUCAUAUAAAUGCAAAUCAUAGUAAAUUAGGGUAAUUUAAUAUUUUAAAUAGUAGUAAUAACAAUACUAAUAAUAUUAUUAAUUAAAAUACAUAUAUGAGUUAAUUCAAUAUCUUAAAUAAUCUUCGAAUUAAUAAUAGCAAUUAUAUUAAUUUAAGGAAAAAAUCAUUUAGUAUAUUAGGCACAGUAGAAAAUGAUAUGGAGAAUUUAAAUGAAACACAAAAUUUUAAUUUAAGGUUUAAAAAAACAUCCUAAGCAAUUAAUGAUAAUGAAAAUGAUAAUAAUUUAGAUUAUAGUGAGAUCUAUAAAUAAUAUAAAUAUGUUUUAGAACAUGCAUAAAUUGAAUAAAUGGAGAAACUUUUAUAUGAAGAAAAUUAUAUUUAAUAUUAGGAAACUAAUUAAUAAAUUAAUAAUUAAAUGGAAUAAGAGCAUUCUAUUUUUAAUGGAUUAUGGAAAAUAGAGCCUAUUAAUAUAUAUGAAGGUGGAUUAUUAACUUGGGAAAACACUUACAGGUUAAAACAUUUUGUUACAGGAAAAUAUCUUUCUGUAAAAUAAAUUAAGUAUGAUUUUUAAUUAGAAUUCGCAUAUGAGGAUUUAAGUAAUACUUGUUUUAAAUUUUUUGAUAUUGCAUAAAGAAAAAAGACUAAAUAUAUCUAAAAAGACUCUUUUUGUAGAAUUUAUAAUGUUGACAAUAAUCUAUGGAUUGGAUGGAAUGAUAAUAUUUUGGAAAAUUAAAAUUAAUAAUAAUAAUUGUUUUUAAAGAAACCUAUUUUAGAAAAAAAUGGUAUUUAUUUUAUAACUUUUACUAAGAUUAAUACAUUUAAAAUUAAAAAAGCUAAUUUUGAAGAUAUUUGGGAAAAUAACUUUUUGCUAUUUUCGAUUCCUGUAUUUCUAUAAACUUUGAAAUUAUUUAAUUAAUUUGUAAAAAUAUAUAUAAAAAAUAAAAUUAAUCUAUUGGAAUUAAAAAUAAGCUUAUAAUGUGUUAUGAGCCGUAUUUUUGAUAUAGUAAAAAAUCUUGAUUAAUAUGUAAAUAAUAAACUCGUUUCUUAUAUAGAUUUGUUAUAAGAUUAUGAAUAACCAAGCUAAAUAAGAUAAAAUAUUAUUAGAGAAUAAAAUAUUUUAGGAAUUUUAUGUUGGGUUUUAGGAAAAGUAUUUCCGAGUAAAGAAGAGUUUAAAUUAUUCGCAUAAGAAACACAUUAAUAAGAACAAAUAUUAUAAAAAUAUAAACAAAAAAAAGAUAAUAAUUUUGUUAUUGAACUUUAAGAAAAUAAAUUUUUAUAAGACUUUUUUGAAAAAAGAUUUUAUUUAUCUAAUUAAAUAUACAUUCUAUUGUAGUCUAUUUGCAAAAAUAAUGUUUAAAAUUAAGAAUAUAUAUUUAAGUUUAUUAAAAUUAUGAUUCCGCACAUUGGUUAUGGAAAAUUUGUUUGUUAGUGUUUAAGUAAUAUUUUUGGAAAAAAUGAAGCUGCUUUAUCUGAUUUUGAUAAAUAAGAAAUCGAAUCAAAGAAUGUUAAUAAUUUUGAAUAAAGAAAUACUAUUUUAAAUUAUAUUAUUAAUAAGCUAUAAGAUUUUAUGGUUUAUACUAAAAUUGAUAUUAUAAACUUUCUAAGUAAUUGUUGUAUUGUGAAUAAUAAUGCAAUAUAUAUGAAUUAGGAAACUAUAUACAAUAAACUUAUAGAAGAAUAAUAAUAAUAUAAAAAUUUUGAAAAUUAAAAAGAUUAUUUUAUGAAAACUGUAAAAUCUAAAUAAAACGAAAAUUAAAUUUUAAUAGAAAUUUUGGAUUUUUAAAUAGAUAAAAAAGCAAAUUAAUAAAUAAUAAAAUAAUAAAUAGAUUUGUUUUAAUUUAUAAAAGAAGCUAAAAAUAUGGAAGAUUGUAUGAAAAUUCAAAGCGAAUUUUUUAUUUCUUAAGUAAAUUUGAUAUCUAAUUUAUGCAAAAAUCGAAACUAAAAAAUAUGUAUUUAUUUUUCCAAUAUAUAUAGUCUUGAAUAACUAGCUUUUUUCAUAACUUAAAAAAAAAUUGAAAAUACCCAACUUUUAGCUGGUUUUUUGAAAUUAAUAAUUAACAUUUAUAUAGAUAAAUACCCCAGAAUGAAAAAAAUAAAACCGAAAUUAGUCAGAAAAUGUUUAAAUAAUAAUUAAGGAAACACAAAUUAAAAUAAUUAAUAAGGAGGAGGAUUUUCAAACUAUUAAAUAUAGAAAAAAAUGACAGAAGUUGAAUACUAAUAGAAAUAAAAAUAUAAAAAUAAUUAAAGCUUUGAAGAUUAAUAAAAUCAACAUUUAAGCCAUUCAAUUCAUUCUUUAUAAAAUGUAGAACAAAACGAGAAGAAAAUUUUAUCUGAGUUAAAAACCUAUUUAUUGAAUUAUUUAGAAGAAUAAACAUAGAAAGUUAUAAAAGAAAAUUAUAAAAGAAGUGGAUAGGUAGAUAGGAGAAUUUUUAAUCAUUUUGUACUUGAAUGUGUGUAAUUUUUCACUAUUUUAAUAAAAUUCGAUCUUUUUAGUGAAAAAUAGUAAAAUGUGGGUGAUAAUUAGAAAAAAAAGGCUUCUUAAAAAUUUAUAUAGUAUUUUUUAAAGUAAGCUGGAUAGAUUUAAAAAAAGAAAGAAAUACCGGAAUUAGAUAGGGUUUUGAAGUGCUUGGCUUUUAUUCUAGAAUACGAUAAGUAGUACUUUUAAGAAACUAAAGACUUAAACUUAUUUAGGAGACAUUAACUUUUUUAAAAACCGAAAAAUGUGAAUGAAUAAGUACUUUAGUUAUCUUCUUAGUUAACUCAGAAAAUUUUUAUGAAAAAUAAUAAAUAGAGUUUAAAUAAUAAUGAAAAUAAUAUUAUAUAGAAUAACGUCGAUAUUUAAUCUAAUAUUACUACAGAGCCGAUUUUUAAGAAGGUUUUGGGCUUAAGGAAGUUUUUAUAGAAAUAUAGCAAUAAAACUUAUGAUAAAAAGGAGGAAAAUUAAGAUUUCGAAUGUGAAAAUUUAAUUAAAAUUUAAAUUUGUGAAUUGUUUAUUUAUAUUUUAGAUGUUAGAUAGGAUUUUUUUAUUGAUAAUAUUAUUAAGUAUUUCUAACAUAAAUUUUGUACUUAUAAAAAAGAAGAAACUGAAAAAUUAGAAUAGGAUUUAGUUGAUUUAUUUCCUUAAAAUGUUACUGAAAUCGGAAAAGAAGUUAAGUAGGAGAAAAUAAAAAUUUAUACAGAUUAGUUAUAGAUUAAAUGUUUUGAUGAAAUUUUAGGUUACCCUUUUUUAGAUAGUCUAUUGAUGUCUUUUUAUUUUGCAGAAAAUUCUGAAUUGUAAAAAGUUUUGAGUGAAUUAAUUAAAAAAUAUUGCCAAUAGAAAAAAGAAUUGGUUAAAAAUUUAGUAAAUCUAGAAGUUUUAUUUUCUAAAUAAGAUAAAGAAUUAAAUAAUAUUAUAAAGUCAUAAGUAUUUAAUUUGUAAAAUCUGCUUUCUUCAAGUUAAACAUGGCUUAUUAUUGAUUUUAAAAAUGAAAAUGAAUAAUUUUAUUAACAUGAAAAUAUAGAUAACACAAUUAGUAUAUUAAUUAAUUUCGAUAAAAUUUUCAAAAAAAAUAAAGAAGAUAAGUAUUUUUUAUUUAAAAAAUCAAUAUAUAUAUAUAUAUAUAGGGAAAGUUUGAAAGUUAGAUAGAGUAUUUUUAUACACUCAGGAGGCUUUCUAUGUCUUUUUGAAUUAAUAGAAAAAAGUUUUAAUAUAUUGGAUAAUAAAUAAAAGAUAUAACAAUAUUAACAUAAUAGUGAGUACGAUUCUUAAGAUAUGUUUGAUAAAUAAGAAUUAUUAGAUAAAAUUAUUUAAACAUUAAAAACUUGUUUUUCGAUUUUGGCUUCUUUAUGUUUAUAUAAUGAAUAGAAUUAAGAAUUACUUUUUAAAAGAUUUUUUAGAGUUCUUUUAAACGAAAAAACAUAUAAUAUAGGGUAAAUAGAGUUUAUGGUAGAAUUGGUUAGAGACAAUAUAAAUAUAGGUAUGUUAAUUAGGAAUGUGGAUUUAAAUUAUUUUUUGUAUAUGAUAAAAACUUAUGGAAAAUAAUAUUAAUUUUUGGAAAUUUUUGAAGUUCUUUUAACUACUGCUGAAUAAAAACCGGAUUAAUAAACUAUUCAAAAAAAAUAAUCGAAGUUAUAUUUGAUGAUAAAAAUAUUUCUGAUAUAAAUGUAUAUAUAACAAAAAAAAAUAUAAAAAAUUAAAAAUAUAUAUUAUUAUUAAUAUAAAGCCUUUUUCAAAGAAUUCUAAUUUUAUAUAAUAUUACGAAAACAAUGA
Molecule: messenger RNA, 5094 nt
Organism: Ichthyophthirius multifiliis
Lineage: Eukaryota; Ciliophora; Oligohymenophorea; Hymenostomatida
Product: MIR domain protein
Exons: 10
Biological process (GO): calcium ion transport
Source: RefSeq, a predicted model, not a curated record